Messenger RNA from Peronospora farinosa, 264 nucleotides. NCBI's taxonomy places the organism in Eukaryota, Oomycota, Peronosporomycetes, Peronosporales, Peronosporaceae. The record is from the annotation of a GenBank genome assembly.
AUGAGAAAGGCUAGUGGGUGGUUCAAGGCCAAACGUGUCCGUCCUUUGCAUGCACGCGCGACGGUGACAUUUAAGCAGCUCCAAGGACACUUUGUCACGGUUUCGAUACAGCAAGAACAUUUAAAGAGUUUGGUAUUGCUCUACAUCGAAUGCGUCGGCGCCAAAUGUCCAUUCCUGGCGGAUAGUGGGGAGGCGGUCACACUGGAUUUUAAUGAAUGCAUGUAUCGACCUCCAAAAACUUUGCUGCUAGUCUCGUCGAAGUGA